This is a messenger RNA of Candidozyma auris, 525 nucleotides long. It is a transcript of the gene ISA2, whose product is annotated as Isa2p. Bases 1 to 525 code for a protein of 174 amino acids. Gene Ontology annotation, molecular function: 4 iron, 4 sulfur cluster binding; iron ion binding; 2 iron, 2 sulfur cluster binding. Gene Ontology annotation, cellular component: mitochondrion. The record is from RefSeq and is a predicted model, not a curated record. The transcript has a single exon. Gene Ontology annotation, biological process: iron-sulfur cluster assembly. NCBI's taxonomy places the organism in Eukaryota, Fungi, Ascomycota, Pichiomycetes, Serinales, Metschnikowiaceae.
AUGGCAUUGCAUACUAGAGUCCGAUUCUACUCGACAGAAUCUGGCAAGACUUUAAAGUCGUCCUCAUUUGCUCUACCGAAGGAAGCACAGGGCGAGUUUGACGAUUUCAAGAAGACAAAGCUUGUAUCUGGAAAGACUGGUUUGAAGAUUGCAAUCACGGAUCGUGCAAAAGAUAAGUUGGCGCAAAUCGCCAAGGAUGAUAAUAAUCCUGACUCAGCAUUACGGAUCAAAGUUGAAAGUGGUGGAUGUCAUGGCUUCCAGUAUAAUCUAGAGCUUACGAACCUCUCUGAAGAACUCAAGAAGGAGAGUGAUUUGCUAGUGUUCGAGAGAGAAGACGCUAAGUCUGCAAAGGUCAUCUUUGACGAGUCGUCGCUCGAAAUUCUCCAGGAUUCGAGGAUCGAUUUCACAAAAGAACUCAUAGGCACGUCAUUCAAAGUCGUUGACUCGCCAUACACAUCUACAUCUUGUGGCUGCGGAGCAUCGUUCGAUUUUGAUUUCGAGAAGCUUCACGCUGCAAAGGGCUAA